Molecule: messenger RNA, 2737 nt
Organism: Cannabis sativa
Lineage: Eukaryota; Viridiplantae; Streptophyta; Magnoliopsida; Rosales; Cannabaceae
Product: phenylalanine ammonia-lyase
Exons: 2
Coding region: 296-2482 (728 amino acids)
Biological process (GO): L-phenylalanine catabolic process
Cellular component (GO): cytoplasm
Molecular function (GO): phenylalanine ammonia-lyase activity
Source: RefSeq, a predicted model, not a curated record
AACACUCUCCACUCUCAUGCUCACCUACCUCCCAUGCCAUACCAUACAAUUAUAAAGUCUUUCUUCAGCCAUCACAUUUGAAAACCAUAUUUAUUUAUUUAUUUAUUUUUUCUUCUUUCCAAAAUUCACCUAUAUAACACCCACAUAUCAUCUCCCUGUACUUUCAAGAAAAUCCCAUAUCAUAUUUUCUUCCAGGCUUUCAUUUUUUCCUCCCCAUAUACUACAUACGCAUUUCAUCGAACACCUUCAUAACUCUCUGGUACAAUAUAUAACCGAAGGAUAUUUCUUCUAUACAAUGGAGACCCCCGCCGUCGCUGAAAAUGGUCAUCACCACAGCCAAAACGGCGUGUCGUUGGAGAGUUUCUGCACGACCAAGCCAGCGGCUGGAGUCUCCAUUGAUGACCCGCUGAACUGGGGUGCGGCGGCUGACUCGAUGAGUGGGAGUCAUUUGGAUGAAGUGAAGAGAAUGGUGGCGGAGUACCGAAAACCCGUAGUCCGGCUCGGUGGAGAGACGCUAACGAUUUCUCAGGUAGCUGCCAUCGCCGCUGGUGACGGUGCCGGUGUAAAGGUGGAGCUCUCUGAGUCGUCCAGGGCUGGAGUCAACGCUAGCAGUGAGUGGGUUAUGGAGAGUAUGAACAAAGGUACGGACAGCUAUGGUGUGACUACCGGAUUCGGUGCGACCUCACACAGGAGAACGAAAAAUGGCGGCGCCCUUCAGAAGGAGCUAAUCAGAUUUCUCAAUGCUGGAAUAUUUGGUAGUGGAAAAGAGUCAGCACACACUCUGCCUCACUCAACAACAAGAGCGGGGUUGCUUGUUAGGAUUAACACCCUUCUCCAAGGCUACUCUGGCAUUAGAUUCGAGAUUUUGGAAGCUAUGGCGAAGCUCCUCAACAACAAUGUCACUCCUUGUUUGCCUCUACGUGGCACAAUCACUGCAUCCGGUGACCUUGUACCCUUGUCUUACAUUGCUGGUUUGCUCACCGGCAGGCCUAAUUCUAAAGCGGUUGGCCCUAAUGGCGAGUCCCUCACCGCAGAGGAAGCCUUCAAAGUGGCUGGAAUCAAUUCUAGUUUCUUUGAGUUGCAACCUAAAGAAGGUCUUGCUCUUGUCAAUGGCACUGCUGUUGGUUCUGGUUUGGCUUCUACUGUUCUUUUUGAGGCCAACAUUCUUGGCGUGUUGUCCGAGAUCUUGUCUGCAAUCUUUGCAGAAGUGAUGCAGGGUAAGCCUGAGUUUACGGAUCACUUGACUCAUAAGUUGAAGCACCAUCCUGGCCAGAUUGAGGCUGCUGCUAUUAUGGAGCACAUUUUAAAUGGUAGUGCUUACAUUAAAGAUGCUCAAAAGCUUCACGAGAUGGAUCCUCUUCAAAAACCAAAACAGGAUCGCUAUGCUCUUAGAACAUCACCCCAGUGGCUUGGACCGCAAAUUGAAGUGAUCAGAUUCUCAACCAAGUCAAUUGAAAGAGAGAUCAACUCGGUGAAUGACAACCCUUUGAUUGAUGUUUCAAGGAACAAGGCUCUUCAUGGUGGUAACUUCCAAGGGACCCCAAUUGGUGUUUCAAUGGACAACACCCGUUUGGCUAUUGCAGCAAUUGGCAAACUCAUGUUUGCUCAAUUCUCUGAGCUUGUGAAUGACUUUUACAAUAAUGGUUUGCCUUCAAAUCUUUCUGGAGGCCGCAACCCAAGUUUGGAUUAUGGUUUCAAGGGAGCUGAAAUUGCCAUGGCUUCUUACUGUUCUGAGCUCCAAUACCUUGCUAAUCCGGUGACGAGCCAUGUCCAAAGCGCUGAACAACACAACCAAGAUGUGAACUCUUUGGGAUUAAUAUCUUCAAGAAAGACUGCUGAGUCUAUCGAUAUUCUCAAGCUCAUGUCUUCAACAUUCUUGGUUGCACUUUGCCAAGCAAUCGACUUGAGACAUUUAGAGGAGAAUUUGAAAUACACAGUGAAAAAUGUUGUGAGUCAAGUGGCUAAGAGAGUUUUAACAACAGGUGUCAAUGGAGAACUCCAUCCAUCAAGAUUUUGCGAGAAGGAUUUGCUUAAAGUUGUAGAUAGGGAAUAUUUGUUUGCCUACAUUGAUGAUCCAUGCAGUGCUACCUACCCAUUGAUGCAGAAACUGAGACAAGUACUUGUUGAGCAUGCUCUGUCAAACGGUGAAAAUGAGAAGAAUUCAAGCACUUCAAUAUUCCAAAAAAUUGUAGCUUUUGAGGAAGAAUUGAAGACCCUUUUGCCAAAAGAGGUUGAGAAUGCAAGGAUUGGUGUGGAAAGUGGAAAUGUAGCCAUAACAAAUAAGAUUAAGGAAUGCAGGUCAUAUCCAUUGUACAAGUUUGUGAGAGAGGAGUUGGGAACUGGUUUGCUUACUGGAGAGAAUGUUAAGUCUCCUGGAGAGGAAUUCGACAAAGUGUUUUCUGCUAUGUGCCAAGGAAAAAUCAUUGAUCCAAUGUUAGAAUGUCUUAGUAGCUGGAAUGGUGCUCCCCUUCCGAUUUGUUAGUUGUCAUUUUGUUGAGUUUGAAUGUUGUUUAAUGUGUCCAUAAAUUUAGUUGUCAACAAGGGUGCUUGAAUGUCAUUUAAAGUGUCUAUAAAAGUUAAUUUAGUUGUCAACAAGGGCAAAUAUGUGGGAGUGAAUUGUGUAUUGUAAAAUAAUCUUUUGUUCUUUUUUUUCUUGCAAUAAGAUGUAACUUUUUCCUUUGAUAUUAUUUUUGUUUUAUUUUAAAUGGAAUAAAAAUCAGUUGGUUACGACCCAAAA